Molecule: messenger RNA, 1469 nt
Organism: Seminavis robusta
Lineage: Eukaryota; Bacillariophyta; Bacillariophyceae; Naviculales; Naviculaceae
Source: the annotation of a GenBank genome assembly
AUGGGCGCCCAAACAUCUCGCGUAAAAGGCUGCUUGUCUCGACUAGACUGUCGACAAUUGGAUUGUUCCGCCAUGGUGGAAGACUAUCGCCAGAAAAACUCCAAUUUUCCAAGUGACUCCAAGAACAACAAAAAGAAUGACCAAAAUGAAGAUGACAAUAAGAAGAAUGAAAAAGGAGAAAAGGAAACCAAGAAAAAGAAAGAUGAACCAAUUGAUCUAGAAGAUGAUAUUCCGUUGAUGGGUCUAAACAGUGAUGGAGAUGAUGGAGAUGUGAGUCACAAUCCCGAAGCUUGGACUCCUCUCAACAUGGAAGCCAUCGAAAUGCCCACUCCAGCCAACAACACUAGUAAUACAACCAACAUUCACAAUAUGGACACUUCCGAACAAACACAGAGCACACAACAGUCCAAACGAUCUCAAUCCAACCGAAACAAUAGAAACAACAAAAAGAAAAAGAAAAAAUCAAACAACAACAACAAUAAUAAUACAGAAAUGGACGACGAUUCGUUUGCCAAUCGAUCCAUGUUUCAGAAUCUGGAUGCCAAUGGAUUCCAAAUGGCAAAUACAAAUACAAAUACAAACACAAACAAUGCAAACAACAGUCUGCUCAAUUCUACUCCAGAGAAUGCUACUGAACCACCAGAGACCAACCAUUCAGAUGCUGAUGCUGAAAAAGAACAACCACCACCACCCAAGACAACAACAACCACAAACAAACCAAAACCCAAAAAGAAACCAUCUUCCAAAAGUGCGGGAGGUUCAGGUACAGGUCGAGGCACGGGAAAGAAAACAAAGUCAGGUCGGGGGCACAACAAACCCAAAUCUACCAAUGGUAGCAGUAGUGCUUCCAAAAGUGGUAGUACCGUCAAAGAAGAAGGAGAAGGAGAAGAUGCAACGUCAGCCAGACAAAGUAAUGCAAAGGAGGACACGAUGAGUACUGCAACACCGGCGUCUUCCACUGCGACACCCAGAAAGAAGAAGAAAAAGAAAGUCGCGAAAUCACCGGCAGCAGCAGCUGACAACAACGACGACAAUCAGGAGUAAGCAGGGGGACAACGAGUGGUUCAUGUUUCACCGUGACGUUGUGCAUGUACGCGGCUGUCACGAUACCGUACAGUAGAUAUCGAGUUCGAGGAGGUGCAAAAAAAAAGUCGAGAACCACAUUCGCACCGCUCUGGUGGUGUUCCGACAACAACAACAAAACGGUGGGUGUUAUCACUUCCAUGUUAUGGCUUUGAUUCACCGAAUGAUUUGAUUUGAUUUGGCGUAAAGUGCGUUGCUUACCGAGGUUCUGGACGUUUGACAUUGGGGGGGUCGAACAAGCAAACGAUAUCAUUCAAUUCAUGCGUGAGGUUUUCAAGCAAACAACGUUGUAUUUUUAAUAAUUUGUACUAUAGUAGAAAGAAACAUGUCGAGUCGAGUCGAGUCGAGUCGAGUGCAUCGUGAAAUGGUUUGGUACUGGUACAGUA